Molecule: messenger RNA, 1611 nt
Organism: Aspergillus nidulans FGSC A4
Lineage: Eukaryota; Fungi; Ascomycota; Eurotiomycetes; Eurotiales; Aspergillaceae
Product: protein lafA
Exons: 1
Coding region: 50-1228 (392 amino acids)
Biological process (GO): positive regulation of DNA-templated transcription; regulation of gene expression
Source: RefSeq, a predicted model, not a curated record
CUUGACUCAAAGCGCGACAUACCUAAGUUCUGGUGCCGCACCCUUUGAGAUGACAUCUUUCCCUACAGCCUCAUUGCUGGCAUCGAGUCAUAAGCCCAACAUGGGCCGUCUACCUUCGGUGUCCAGCCUCAUGUCCCCCCCAGAGUCUAAGCCGUUCGAAUCAUUUAACUCCACAUUUCCUCCUCACAAGUUACCGCAGGAUCAAUCACAUUCUCAGGAAAUGAAGCUUGCACCCAUUUCAGUUAACCGGAAACGAACACAGUUAGAAAUGGAACUACCGUCGCCGCCAGUGACUCCGUACGUUGGGAACAAUAAGAAAAGCAAGUCGACCGACCCUGAGCAGCCCGAUGGGGAUGUAUUGGUCUCAUCACGAGAUCCUCUUCUCUUCUCAACGCAUGAGCCCGUUCCCGAAAUUGCCAGUUAUGAGCCGCUAAUUGCCCCCCUGCUGCCGCCGUCUCCCGAAGCGGUGAUGGAACAGCACAUUGAUUCUCAUAUGGCUAUGUUCGACAAUAAACUCAAUAAACCAACGCGCGAUGAGUAUUUUCUGGCCCUUUCUUGUGUUCCGAUUGUAUCAGCUCAGUACAAUCGGAAUCCGGCGGCGUGGGCCAAAGAGGAGAGACGUACCCUUGAGCGUCAAUUAAUCAUGAUGAACCGGCAUCGCCCAGAAGUUUCAAAUGGCAGAUUGAAAAGAAUCGCGCCAGCGCCAACAAAAAGGGUGGUUCCUGCUCAAUCCCGUGUGCAGCGGACGCCCAGAGUAAAGCGCACACCAAAGUCCACCCCGAAACAAAAGGUUUUGGAUUCGUUUGACGUACACACGCCGAACUCCAAGCCUUCUCGUGCCAUCGGCACGAGCAGGGAUGACACAGAUUUUAGCUCCAUCAAAGACUAUUCGCCCUCUUUAGAGACCCUCGGUGGCAAUGCAAAAGCAUUGAAGGCAGAUUGGAAAGGUCAGAUGCUGGACCUAAGUAAUGACCCCGACCGGCACCUCUUGAGCCCAGCUGAGUUAAACCUGGCUGCCACUCUGAGGCUCUCUUGUGCUACCUAUCUCUGCAGCAAGCGGCGCAUCUUUGAGGCUCGCGUCAAAGCUUUGAGGGUUGGCAAAGAAUUCCGCAAGACAGACGCUCAACAGGCCUGCAAGAUUGAUGUGAAUAAAGCAAGCAAGCUUUGGACUGCUUAUGAAAGGGUUGGUUUAUUCAACCCAAGUCAUUUUCAAGAGUAUCUUAAAUGAUGAGAUGUCACAUCGCAGGGCUGCUCCGAUAGCCCGCGCAAUGUCCCGUUCACUUGGUGUUCUUUUCCUCUCCGACUAACUGGUUAGUCGACUCCAUGCUUCAUUGUAUCCAGCAUACGGUCUCAUACCCCUGCUUCUCCUCUUUUCAUCAGAUCACUGCAUUAAGGACUCCAAUUUUAUUUUGUUUGCUCCUUAUUUCACAAGGCAUGGUUGGUUAUUUUAUAUGCGACCCGGAAAUAGGGUCUUGAUUUGGCUCAUUGGUUGUUUUGCUAUGGACCAUGCUACAGGCGUUUGGUUGCGGGUCUGCGGUCACUUUGAAACGGUUAGCGUUUAAUUUUUGCUUAGAUAGAGUUGUCCCCAAUUGAGCUUGCGUGGAUUCGUAC